This is a messenger RNA of Oncorhynchus nerka (sockeye salmon), 3436 nucleotides long. RefSeq names its product arrestin domain-containing protein 1-like. Gene Ontology annotation, cellular component: cytoplasm. NCBI's taxonomy places the organism in Eukaryota, Metazoa, Chordata, Actinopteri, Salmoniformes, Salmonidae. The record is from RefSeq and is a predicted model, not a curated record. The transcript has 8 exons. Gene Ontology annotation, molecular function: ubiquitin protein ligase binding; ubiquitin-like ligase-substrate adaptor activity. Bases 90 to 1424 code for a protein of 444 amino acids. Gene Ontology annotation, biological process: protein transport.
CUGUCUGCUCAGCUUCCUUUCAGCGGUAAACCGUUGCCUCGCGCACCACUAAGCGCUUUUUGUUGUGAGACGCAGAGGGUUGCGGAGUCAUGGGUAAGCUUAAGGAAUUCGAUAUUACUUUCACCAACAACAAAGUGGUCUACAGCCCUGGCGAAUCCAUAAGUGGGUCUGUGAAAAUUACAACCGGUACCUCACUGCAAUAUAAGGCCAUUAAGGUGAACUGCCUGGGAUCAUGUGGGGUCUCCAACAAAAUGAACGACAUGUCAUGGACACUGGAAGAGCAAUACUUCAGCAGCACACUGUCUGUAGCUGACAAAGGUACACUGGCAGCUGGCGAGCACAGCUUCCCUUUUCAAUUUCUCAUUCCAGUGGCUGCCCCGACCUCCUUUGAAGGGCCCUUUGGGAAGAUUGUUUACCGUGUGAGAGCCAUCAUAGACACACCUCGCUUCUCCAAGGACUACAAGGCCCAGAGGCCCUUCUACCUACUUAACCUGCUCAACCUCAACCAAGUGCCCAACAUUGAGCAACCCAGUUAUGCUGUGACCACUAAGAGGUUCAGCUACCUCCUGGUGAAGACGGGCACCCUCAUGAUGAAGGCUUGCAGUGACCAGAGGGGAUACACACCAGGCCAGAUCAUCAGACUAGCCACUGAGAUCCACAACAAGUCAGGCAAGGACACUGGCUGUGUGCUGGCCAGCCUCAUACAGAAAGUGACUUAUAAGACCAAACGGGCUGUUUUCGACCUGCGGACCAUAGCAGAGGUAGAGGGGGCGGGAGUGAAGGCGGGGAAACACGCUGAGUGGCGGGAGCAAAUCAUCGUACCGCCCCUCCCCCAGUCUGGCCUGGCCGGCUGUAGCCUUAUAGAGAUCGAUUACUUCAUCCAGGUAUCACUAAAGUCCCCCGAGACAGUUGUCACUUUACCCAUCUACAUCGGGAACAUCGCUGUCAACUUGAUCCCGUCACGACCUAUGCCCUCAACUCCAGCCCCAACAACCAUCAGCCCCAACCCCGGCCCACAAGGGGUUACCCCGAGCGCGCCCCCGGCUGAGGAGGACUUGGAGGAGGUGUUGGGAGCAGGGGGUUCAGUUAGUGAGGAGAUCCCCACAAAGAGUCACUCCCAGCAGGACCAAUCCGGCCAGCCCCCCACCAUGUCCCCCAGUGCAUUCAGCUACGCUCCCGGUGUAGAUUUCCCCCCCAGCCAGCGACGUGCCAAUGACACCUCAACGCCUCUGUUCUGUGUGUCUACUGGGGCCACCAUCCCCUUCUUCACAGAAGGAAACGCCACCCCAGUACCCACAUCCUGUCCUCUCAUACUCCCCCCUGAGUACAGCACCUGGGACUUCACACAUGAACCCCCUCCCACAUAUGAGGAGAGCUGCAGCAGUAACAACUCCAGCUUCAACAACAGCAGACCGCAGGAGUGAGGACUGAGCAUAAUGCAGCUCACAACCACAAUUACACUCCCUAAAGGACCAAUAGGAUACUGCAACCCUUUCUCCAAGUGCAUAGAACUUGCUCUCCUCCUAAAUAUUACUUUAAAAUAUAUUUUUUAAAGGGAUCAUAUCAGAUUUUGUAUUAUAGUUUAUACCCCCUUCUCCCUGGCUUAAAGGACCUGCUGUUAUAUAGAUGGAAUGAGAGUGCAAAUUCCCUGUGCAUAACAGGAGGACUUCAGAGAUAACUUAUAGAAGGUAGGAUAUUCCAUAAUUGGAGUCUAUUGGAGACUAAAUGUAGUGGGUAAUACAAAUUGUGAAUAUUCUUGCAUUGUUGACUUGAAAUUGUUGUAGGCCUGCUACUAUAUCUCCUUUUUCAUCCUUCAAACACAACCAAAAUCUGGUCUUUAUUGUAGUUUCCUUCCAAAUGUGCACACUACUGUAAUUCCGAUCCACUUCCACCGCAGUGGCUCCCUCUUUUGAUGAGUGGAGUAGGGGUGGCCUAGCUGGACAUGAGGUUCUUAGCAUGUCUACCCCCUGGUGGCCAUCAACGGAAGAGAAUGGAGCCUAUUGGAAAAGCUUCAGAUCUUCACUUAAGUUCAAUGAUGCCUGCUGACGAAGAACAUACUCCAUCAACCUGUGAUCUACUGACAAAGAGCUUCUGGAAUGUGCAUCGUAUCUUGUCACACCUCGUCAUCCUGAAACCGACAAGCUGGGCGUUGUACUCUUGGGUAUGCAGGGGAACUGACGUAGCAAGGGUUGAUAUGCAUUUAUGACAUCUGAUGCAAACACCAACUUUUAUUUCACCUUCUUUACCCUGAAUUAAUGGAGAUGAUCUGUUGAUUGUCCCCAUGUGGCCUUAACUCAGUCUGUUCUAACUACAUUACUAUGUGCUGAUGAAGACAGUUGUCUUCAGGGUUGCUGUUGCUUUUGAAAUGGCAGUCCAUGCUGAUCCAAUGUGUUGGUGUGACAACCAACAGUGUUAAAUGUUCAAGCACAAGACAGCACUUUUUGACACUUUGAAAACUGUGCAUGUAUCUGUUUUUGUGUGUGAAUGGGUAUAUAGUGUACCAGUUUGUGUGUGUGAAUGAGUAUAUAGUGUACCAGUUUGUGUGUGAACGGGUAUAUAGUCUACCAGUUUGUGUGUGAAUGGGUAUAUAGUGUACCAGUUUCUGUGUGAAUGUGUAUAAAGUGUACCAGUUUGUGUGUGGCUGAUCGCCCCUCCUGUCUAGUUGAUAGCAUUGGACAUCUCAAUUUGAAAGCCAAACAUCAGGCAACAUCAUCCACUCUGUUUGUAUGAGUGUUUGUUUUGUAUGUCUGUCUUAUUUCUGCCCCUCAAUUACAGCAUCCUUUUUUAUUUAUAAGCCAACCUCAUUGUGGCUUAUGUAUUCACAGAGUUGUAUGAAACCUUUAGCACCUGCUGUGGGAAUACAUGCACCGCCAUCCCUCCUCAAAAAGGUAGCCUAUAUAGUACAGUCACAGCCUUUAAUACCAGAAAAUAGAUUGCAGAUGGUAUUGGGAAUUGAUCUGUGGUUCAGACCACCGCUCUAUACUCAUUUUGUAUUUGUAUUUUACCAUUAUUUAACUAGGCAAGUCAGAUAAGAACAAAUUCUUAUUUUAAAUAAGGUAUCAGCUCUGAAAGAACCAUAGAAAUGACACCUGUAUUUGCCAUGUGCUAUUCCGUUAUCUCCAAGAUUGCUACGGCAGCUUGGUUCUCGACUCAUUUCAGGCUGCCUUUAUCAAUCCUGCCCCAUUGUUUGUAUUUCUCUUCACGAAAGUACUAUAGCUUUAUAAACUCUGACAUGUUUUUCAUUGUCCAUUCUUUUCCCCUCACAAAUGGGUCUGUGGUUUUGUAUUUUUCUAUUUGUAAACAGUUUUCUGGUGCAUAUGGUAGCCAUUUGAGAGAGAGAAAAUAUUCUGGAAAAUAGUAGCAUCCUGGUUAAUCAAUGUAAUAUUUCAACUUGUCCAAAUUGUACAGUGUACCAAUAAAAUUAUCUGUCAUAUCA